AGCAGGAACUGUUCAGUGAAAGCAGCGUGUGUGUGUGUGUAGUGUGUGUGUGAUGGAGCAGUAGAGCUCCUGCCCCGAGCGAGGGAAGCUCAGUCAGUUGAGAGAUGGUGAAAGUGUGUGAGGGGUUUACCCAAGUGUGUGUGUUAAUUCUUCUGUGCCCAGUUAGGGUUAGUUCUCUUUAUUAUUUGACCUGUGAGUGAGUGUGAGGAGUUAAAGAAGAAGGGAGGGGCUUUUUUCGUAUUUCAGCCGAAACUCGGCAUUUGUGUUGGAGAAACUGAAUUUCUUUAUUCUGAUUUUGACUCCAUUAAACACCUUCACGAGUUUUUAUUCCAUACAACAGUGUGGGUUCGUGUCUGAACACAGCCCUGCGGGACUGCUCAGGGAACUUCGGGGUGUGGGUGUGUCUCCGGGUGUGUGUCUCGGUGUGUGUGUGUGUGUGUGUGUUUCGGUGUGUAUGUGUGUGUCUCGGUGUGUGUGUGUGUGUCUCGGUGAAGUUGUCGAAGAAGAACAAAAGCAUCGCGGGAAGUGUUAAAGAAAGGAUCCGAACUCUCCACCGCAGGUUUAAUCCGGAUUUAGUAAACCGGUUCAGUGACGAGAAAGUUGACUUAAAGUGGUCAGAAAUGGUGAAACGGAUCUGUCUAAGACUUUAUACCAACUUUUACUGACCACGUCAUCGCUGUUACUCACAUCAUCCCUGAAAACAACCCGCCGGGGAUUCGAUCCCAGCCCCUCCACUGAGGACACUCACACACCGACGGGUUAACACAGUUAACACACAGUAAACAUGGCAAUGCGAGGCCACACCUCUGGGUCAUUAAUGAGUAAUCACACUAAGGAGAGAGUGACCAUGGCCAAGGUGACUCUGGAGAACUUCUACAGCACACUGAUCACACAGCACGAGGAGAGAGAGAUGAGGCAGCAAAAACUGGAGAAAGUUAUGGAUGAAGAAGGCCUUCCUGAUGAAGAGAAGCGAAUGAGACGCUCUCAGCACGCCAAGAAGGAGACGGAGUUCUUGCGCUUGAAAAGGACAAGACUUGGUCUGGAUGACUUUGAAUCACUGAAAGUGAUCGGACGAGGGGCAUUUGGAGAGGUGCGUCUGGUGCAAAAAAAGGACACGGGUCAUGUUUAUGCCAUGAAGAUCCUGCGUAAAGCUGACAUGCUGGAAAAAGAACAGGUGGCUCAUAUCCGUGCAGAGAGAGAUAUACUGGUUCAGGCAGACAGUCUGUGGGUGGUGAAGAUGUUCUACAGUUUCCAGGAUAAACAAAAUCUCUACCUGCUCAUGGAGUUUCUGCCAGGAGGUGACAUGAUGACACUUCUGAUGAAGAAGGACACUCUGACUGAGGAGGAAACGCAGUUCUACGUGGCUGAAACAGUUCUGGCCAUCGACUCCAUCCACCAGCUCGGCUUCAUUCACCGAGACAUCAAACCUGAUAACCUGCUGCUCGACUCAAAGGGUCAUGUUAAACUCUCUGAUUUCGGUCUGUGUACUGGACUUAAGAAAGCUCAUCGUACAGAGUUCUACAGAAACUUGAGCCACAGCCUCAGCACUGACUUUAGUGAGUACAGCUCCAUUUCCCAGCAUGCACCAGAGUUCAUCUCAACUUCUUACUGGUGUGUGUGUGUGUGUGUGUGUGUGUGUGUGUGUGUUUUAUCCACAGCCUCUCAGAACAUGAACUCUAAGCGGAAGGCAGAAACAUGGAAACGCAAUCGGAGGCAGCUGGCAUUUUCCACAGUGGGAACUCCAGACUACAUCGCUCCAGAGGUGUUUAUGCAGACCGGCUACAAUAAGCUCUGUGACUGGUGGAGUUUGGGAGUCAUUAUGUACGAGAUGCUGAUUGGAUAUCCACCCUUUUGUUCUGAGACCCCUCAGGAGACGUAUAAAAAGGUAAUGAACUGGAAGGAGACCCUGGUUUUCCCCCCUGAGGUGCCGAUCUCUGACCGAGCCAAACACCUCAUCCUCAGGUUCUGUUCUGAAGCAGAUCAUCGUAUUGGAGCUGCAGGAGUUGAGGAGAUUAAGAGGAACCCAUUCUUCGAGGGAGUUGAUUAUGAUCACAUCAGAGAGAGACCGGCAGCAAUCCCCAUCGAAAUCAAGAGCAUCGACGAUACAUCAAACUUCGAUGAGUUUCCUGAGUCAGACAUCCUGCAGCCUGCUGCAGGCAGUAGUCAUGCGGAGUCAAACUAUAAGAAUAAGGACUGGGUUUUCAUCAACUACACGUAUAAGCGGUUUGAGGGUCUGACGGCGCGGGGGGCGAUCCCAUCCUACAUGAAGGGAGGGAAGAGAUGAGCGCACCUGUCUGUCUGUCCCACUCUCCUCUCUGUCUCACCCCGGUAACCCCCCCCACCCCUCCCCUGACACUACAAGACUUAGUGCUAUCCCAUCAUCCCCUGCUGCCACACCCACAGAACACUGUGCUGCUAUUGGCUGAGAGCAGUAGGGACCAUCCUUAGUUUUUUGACAGUCCCUGCCUGCUGCACUGUGAUUGGCUACUAUAACAUCACUCAUGUCGUUGUAGCAACCGAAGUAAAACGACACCAGAUGGACAGAAACAUCAGCACGUUGGUUUCACAUCCAUCUCUCUGAAAAUGUCUUCUGCUGGAACACUGUCUCUAAUUUCCACUUGUUUCAAUCAUAACAGGGGCCUUUCUGGUUACCAUGGUGAUGCCAUACCUUUGCAGUGAAUUUAAUGCUUCAGCAACAACAUAAAAACAGCAGCUGUUGAUCAAAGAACGCACGCACACAAACACGCGCACAUAUGCGCUUUCCACUAUAAGCUCUUUUAUACUUGUAUCGAGUCGUAGGCUGUAUUUUUGUUUAUUUUUCUAUCAAAACACACAUUGAAUUCUCAUCCAAUAUUCCAUCAUAAAUGUCUUUGUUAUUCGUGGUGUUUAAUUUUAUCUUUCAUCUGUUUUAUUAUAAUCACUUAAAAGGAUAGUUGGGGAUUUUUGACAUGAAUCUGUAU
This is a messenger RNA of Neoarius graeffei (lesser salmon catfish), 2960 nucleotides long. RefSeq names its product serine/threonine-protein kinase 38-like. Gene Ontology annotation, biological process: intracellular signal transduction; peptidyl-serine phosphorylation. Lineage: Eukaryota; Metazoa; Chordata; Actinopteri; Siluriformes; Ariidae. The coding region runs from base 785 to 2284 and encodes 499 amino acids. The record is from RefSeq and is a predicted model, not a curated record. The transcript is spliced from 13 exons. Gene Ontology annotation, molecular function: ATP binding; protein serine/threonine kinase activity.